This is a messenger RNA of Cuscuta epithymum, 6027 nucleotides long. The record is from the annotation of a GenBank genome assembly. NCBI's taxonomy places the organism in Eukaryota, Viridiplantae, Streptophyta, Magnoliopsida, Solanales, Convolvulaceae.
CACAUCAAGAGAAAUUUCUGAUCUUGAAGGGCAACUCAUUGCGUUGAGAAACCACCUUUCCAACCGGGCUUCUAUAAUCCAAGGAUUAGCAGAAGGCACAAAUCUUAACUACCUGGCUCCACCAGAAGGCUUAUCGAAAGAGGAAAUCCUGAGCUUUGAAGCAAGGGAGCCUACGAAGAUAGACAAAUGGAGAGUAGAAUUCAUGGAGUCGCUUGAAGUGUUGUUGGCAGAGAGGCGCGUGGAUGAAGCAUUGGACGCAUUAGACGAAGGAGAAAGCGUGGCCAAGGAGGCGAGAGAUCGCCAAACGUUACCCCCAGCUGAUUUACAGUCCUUGCAGACCGCCAUUUUCGAACAGAGACAGAAGUUAGCGGACCAAUUGGCAGAUGCCGCGUGUCAGGCCUCGAUCAGCGGCUAUGAGCUCAGAUCUGCUGUAAUGGCGCUGAAACGCCUCGGAGAUGGCCCCCGCGCGCACACGCUCCUCCUCACAUCUCACCAGCAGAAGCUGAAGAGUAACACUCAAUCGCUUCACCCCUCCGCCGCCUCGCACGGAGUGGCGUACACGGCGGCUCUUUCGCACCUUGUUUUCUCCACAAUCGCGCAAGGAGCGAGCGAUUCCUUAGCCAUAUUCGACGAUGAACCGGCGUACUCCUCUGAGCUAGUGACGUGGUCGGUGAAUCAGACCGAGGCUUACGCUCAGCUCAUCAGGAGACACGUUCUGGCUUCUCCGGCCGCCUCUGGCGGCCUGAGAGCCGUCGCCGAGUGUGUCCAGAUCUGUUUAGGGCAUUGCUCGCUUUUGGAAGCUCGCGGGUUAUCGCUUUCGCCGGUCCUGUUGAAAUACUUCAGGCCGUGUGUGGAACAAGCGUUGACGGCUAAUCUGAAAAGGAUUGAGCAGUGUACGGCGGCGCUUGCUGCUGCGGAUGAUUGGCUACUGGUUCAUUCGCCUAUGGGAUCGCGCUCUUUGGGAGCUGCGCCUCUUGGCGCGAUGAUCUCCCAGCCUAAGCUCUCCACCAGUGCUCAUAAAUUCAACACAAUGGUUCAGGUGAUUAUUGGCCUAACCAAAAGAUUCAAGACGUUACAUUGUUACUCUCAUUCAGGUUUUCAUUCACUAAGUCAUGCAAUAAUAGAGUUAAAUUAUCUCUCAUAACAUAUACUCCCCCAAAACUAACUUGUCAUUUUGACUUUUAAGGUCAAACUUGGGUGAGGUUUGAGUCGUUCGACUUUGAUUACUUAAAGUUAUAUUCUUAUAAAAUGUGUAAGAAAUGAUAUUUCAAUGAUAUACCAAGUAUAUUUAUACUAUUUAUUUGAAAGUAUAUUCAUUUUUAUAAAUAAUAUAAUACAGAGUAUAUUUUUUAGUAAUUAAUAGUCAAAGUUAACAAAGUUUGAUUCAAAUGAAAAAUUAAUUAUCGGACCGAGUUAGCAUAACUAUGAAUAAUUAAAAUCUAAAUAUUUUAGAAACUAAGCUAUAAGUUCAAUUGAAUUGCCCUUUCAAAAAAAAAGUUCAAUUGAAUUUCAAAAAUCGAAUUUUAAUACUACGUAUGAUAAAAAUUUACUACUACUAUGUAAAAUUAGAGAAUAAGAUAGGAUUCAAGAUUGGGUUGAGAUCACUCAAUUAAAACAAGAAAAAUACAUGUGUCGAACACACUAGCCUAGCAAGGAGAAAUCAUUAGGUACAAGCAAGGUACUCAAAGUCGUGAGGUGCACUCAAGGUGACAAGGCGUUAGAGUGCUCAAAUUCGCAAGGCGCAAAAAAGUGCCAUGCACCAUCUAUAUACAAAAAAUGUAUACCAUUCAUAAUUUUAAAAUAUAAACAAGUUAGAGAAAUGGAAAAGUAUUUUCAAAAGUUAUGUUCCCAAGUGUUUCAUAUUUUCGUCUUCCAAGUGUUUAAUAUUUUCAAAGCAUUUGGUAAAAAUGGCAUUGUCACAAUAAUGAGAUGGCUAGUUAUUAUGUUCCCGGGCUAGAGCUCGCGUCAACCGGCGGUUGGUGAGGGCAGAGAGAUGUGUUUCCUCUAUUUUUGCAGGCAAUAUAAUACUGGGGAAGUAAGGGGAGGCAGGGAAAGAGAUAAAACUUCAAGAGUUUUAUGAAGUUUCUUUCUCCUUGAUAAGUAUUCAACUGGUUUCCAGUGGCGGACAUAAAGGGGGCAAAUGGAGGCCGCUGCCCUCCAUUUGUUUUUCCUAGUAGGAACUAUGUGAGGACAUUAGUCCACUUGAGAGUUUAAGGCUAUCUCAUCAAGCUUUGGAGGGGAUCAUACAAACAUUUAACGUUUAUAUCAACAUGUUGAUAAACGCGUUGCCCGGGUCGAUGGAAACUGAAAACAUUGAAGGAACUGGACACAGAAUUGUAAGAAUUGCAGAGACUGAAGCCCAACAGACAGCAUUGCUAGCCAAUGCAUUGUUGUUAGCGGAUGAGCUCAUCCCACGUGCAGCCACGAAGCUCUCGCCUUGUCAUCAACAGCAGGCAAACAGAAUGGAGGAUUCGGCUAAAAGAUCCUCUGAAAGGCGUAUUCCAGAGCAGAGGGAACUUAAGCGAAGACUUCAGCGGUUAGUUGAUCAAUUACGUGACAGCUUCUGUAGACAGCAUGCGCUUGAACUUAUUUUUGGAGAAGACGGUGUGGUUCGAUUAAAUGCAGAUAUGUAUCUGAAUAUGGAUGAAAGUGGAGAAGAGCCUGAAUGGUUCCCCUCUCCAAUAUAUCAGGAACUAUUUGAAAAGUUGACAAGAAUAGCCAACAUUGCGUCAGAACUGUUCAUUGGAAGGGAAAGGUUUGCAACUAUGCUUUUGGUCAGGCUAACUGAUACUGUCAUCCUUUGGCUUUCUGAAGACCAGAACUUUUGGGAAGAAAUUGAGCAAGGUCCACGGCCUUUAGGUCCAUUAGGACUUCAGCAGGUUUUCCUUCUCAACUGCUCUUGUUACUGUGGCUAUUUUUCUUCGUGUCAAAUAAUAAUAAUACUCCCUCCGUCCCCUUUUAAAUGUCUCGUUUUACCAUAUUGGGAUGUCCCUAUUUAAUUGUCCCAUACCUUAUUUGGUAAACUUUGUGUGGCUCAAAAUCAUUCUUGCUUUAUUCUUACUUUAUCAAUUAAUAUCAACCACACAAACUCACUUUUCUUAAAACUCGUGCCACCCUCUCCCGUCCCAUUUAAAAGGGGACGGAGGGAGUAAUUAGUAUCUUAACUCAUAGGGGAGAGCAGACCUAGUAGUAAGAAAAUUAAUACCCAGCCCAACAAGGAUAAUUUAAUAAGAUUUGAAGUGUACAUUAAAGAUUAGCCAUAGGAGUAACUCAAUAUUUGAUUUGUAACUUCAUACUAUGCAUGUAUCUAAUGUGGGCCAAACUGUUAAACAUAAAAACAUCUCUACAUCACUCCAUUUUUGUAAUACGAAGCCUGUGCUUGUUUCCAUUGGUUUAGGAUUUGGGAGGGUAGAGAAGAGGAGGAUCAAUUUUAUUUUUUAAAUUAUUUAUGCAUUUAGGUGAUUGAAAAUAAAAUGAAGAUAAAAAAUAAUAUAGAAGAACAUGAUCUAACUGAUCAUAUUAUCAUAUAAUUAUUUCUUUUACAAACUUAACAAAGAGAUAAAUUAGUGAAAUAAAAGUCAUUCUCCUCUUUUAGAAAAUGAGUUAAGUUCAAGAACUGUUUAAUUCAAAUUUUGUAAAAAUGGUCAUUUUAUUUUAUUUUUUCUCUCGUGGUUUUCUCUUUCUUCACAUCUGUUUCUUCUUUUGGUUUCUUAAUUACCACAAAGAAUGUAAAACAGGUUUCCUUCGAUUCUCUCCCAAAUUAAUGUCAUCAUUUUCCAAAGCAAUGGCGGGUAUAAUUUUGACAAUGGCAGAACUUAAGAUAAAAAUGAAAGCACAUCAAGAUAAAUCUAUUUAUAUGGUUUGAUUUUAUUUCCAUUUAUCUUCAUUUUUUUCUUGAUUGGGUCCUUUAUCCUUAGUUUCUUUUAUUCCCAGAAACAAUGGUCGGAAAAUAUCAAAUGUCAAACCAUCCACUUACACUAGCAUUGAUAUUAAGACUUAGGUUCCACACUGAAAGUUCAAAUCUGAAAAAUGUGUUUUUUUUAGUCUUAGUCGGAACAGGUAGUUUCUUGGAAUAUAAUUGACUAUGAUAUCAAUUUUGUAUGGACACCGGAGACUGGAGUCCCAGACUUCUCAUUGAAUGCCUUAGGCUGUGAACCAAAAGAUUCCAAGUUGCUCCACGCAAGGUGGAGGAUUCUGGCUUGCCCAGUCAUAUACGAACAAGGUGAUAUGCCUGCAUGGGUAGCUCAUCUGGUCGUGACUGUAUAGUUUUGGUAUAAGAAUGAGGCAGUGCUACACUUUAUGGAGCACACUGGAAUCGAUUUCAUUGCUACUGGGUGUACCAAUGCCACAAUAUAUUGGACAGUUGCUAUUGGUUAGAGCCCCGGCCCUUGCCACGACCUGAUCACCCUUGGCCACUACCACUAUUGAAUUGUUAGCUGCCCAUGUUUGACAUGGUCGCUGUCUCCAAACUUGCUUCGUUGCUGUCUUCGCGAGUGGUUCAAAUUGAACUGUUGAAGCAGCCAAUGAGGGUCCUUUCUUCCGCUCUUGAGUUUUCUAUGGGUUGGUAUGGCGUGUUCCAUUCUACUUCUAAUUCUUUAAUGGAAAGAGUGUCAAAUAUGUCCUGCUAAUAUGUACAGAAAGUCAAUUAAGCUCUGUACUUUAACUUUCAUCAAUUACAUCCUUGAAGUAUUUAAAUUUAUCAAAUCCAAUUUUUGGCAGGUAACCUUCCGGUGGUUAGUAGGUUACCUGCGGCAUAAACGUGAGCUAAGCGAAGCAGUGAAAGCACACAUGGCUCCCUACGUCACCAUUUAUCCUUUUCUUUUUAUUCUUCUCUUUUCCUUUUCUUUCUUUUCUUUUCCUUUCCUUUCUCCUUCCAUGUUCCCUCUUAUCUCUUCUCCACGGAGGUCAAGCCGCCUUGACUAUUAAUGUUUUACAAUGCUGUAAUUACAGUACUAAAUUUAGAUACUACGGAGUACUAAGUACUGAGUAUUAAGUUUUGUAAUAGGAUCAUACAUAUUAAACCUACUCCGUAUUGAACUGAAAAUAUUUAGCCGUCAACAGAGGAGCAAAAAACAUGCUGUAAAGAAAGGACAAACAAAAAGUGGUGCGAAAACCGGUGAUCGGGGUAGGGUAUAGCCGAAAGGAAGAACGAAAAACCAGAGUGGUCAAGUUACCAAAGGGAAAGUUAAAUUGGAGGGAACACCACACUUUGGUAGCAUUGAAAUCGAAUGAAUGCCCUUUGAAAAUGGCAAAUGUCAAAUGCCUUCUGAAAAGAAAGACUGAGACGAAGUAGAGAAAAUGACAAAUGUCCCUCUUCAUCAAUGGUGGAACUGAAUCUCAAAUUCCAUCCAGAUCUCCUCCAUCUCUGGCGGCUCAACCUCUGCGUGAAGGAAAAAAAGAGCGAUCAGGGAAUGAGAAAGGAUUACCUGUGCCAUGUCAAGUAGCGUCAACAGGUAACCUCCUAACAGGCAGAUUACUUACCGAAAAAUCGGAUUUGACAAAAUUUACAUCGAGAAUUUAAUUGACGAAAGUUAAAGUAUUGAGGAUUAAUUGACUUUAUGUCCAUAGGACAUAUUUGACACUUUUCCCUGAUUUCAACAUUCCAUUUUACAAUCCUUGUUGUAAGCUAUGUUGUAAAUCAAAUGUGGAUUAGAGUUGGCCGUUAUUGGAUUGGAUUCAGCUUUUCAUGUUUGACAUCUAACGGAUCAAUGAGUCCUUUGUAAACAUUCCGGCAGAUGUGAUGGAACUAUGGAAGCAAUUAAGAAUUGGGUGUAUUCAGAGGCGUAACCAAGACAUAGAAGAGGGUGGGCCGGAUCAUUAAAAGUUAUCAUCACUCAUAAAUUAAAGGAAUAAUUACUAUUAGCCCCUGAGGUUAUGUCAUAAUCACGAAGGCAGCCUUGCAUUUUCAAAAAUAUAUUGGUUACCCCCUGAGUUUAGAUCAUUCUCAUUCUUUGCCCCUCACGUUAAUAUUUGUUAAAUCAAAUUUAAUAUAACUCUUAUAUUCAAUGAAAAUUGUUUAUAAAAUUA